AUGUUAAAUUUUGGAAUUGUUGUAAUUUUUAAAAUGGGAAUAGAUUACUAUGCAGUCCUGGAAGUCCAGAGAACGGCGAGCCCCGAGGAAAUUAGAGCAGGCUACGCCAGAGUAGCAAUUCGAUGCCACCCUGAGCGACCUUAUUCAGAGUGUCCUCCCAAAGACCACGAGCUGCGUCACAACUGGUUCCAGUUGGCAGGAGAGGCUUUCGAGGUUUUGAGCCAACCGCUUCUCAGGGCAGCCUACGACAAAUUCGGCGAGGCUGGAGUUAAAAAAGGAGUACCUGCCAGAGACCCGGAGCUUUUCUUUCCACCCUACUCUUAUCAUGACGACGCGAUGAAAACUUACAGAAAUUUCUUUGGAACUGAGUCCCCUUCGGAGCCAGUGCUCCUGCAGUGGCAGUCGAACUUUACGACGCGAAAACCUGACGGAAAGAUUGGCCCGUGGUUUAGGGAACAGCCGGAGGAAGUGAUUUUGCCACUGAGUCUGGAAAAGGUGAUGCAAGGUGGCGAAGCUGAGGCAGUUAUGAUGCGGAGGGAGAUGCACGGCUGCUUUGUCGAGGUCAAGGAGCACAGAAUUAAACUCAACAUCAACCCUGGCGUGCCCAAUGGCUCUGGGUUCCUCUUCCCCAAAACAGGGCACCAAGCUCCUUUUAGUGUUCCAGGCGAUGUUUUGGUGGUGACGAAGGAUCUGCCCCAUCCUGUAUUCACAAGGGAGCGUCAUGAUCUGGUCGUCAACUGUAAAGUGACCUUGACAGAAGCCCUUCUAGGCUGCAUAAUCCAAGUACCAACUCUAGAUGGGCGUUUGUUACGCAUCAAUGUCACCGAUGUCAUUACUCCGGAUUUCGAACUGCGGAUAAGUGGCGAAGGCAUGCCCAUUUGUGCCACGGAAUAUCCUGCACCGCCGAUCGAGCCGCCGAGCCGCAAGUGCUGCCUGGUGACGCCCGGCUGGGUGGGCGAGCAGCAGUUCUACGAGGAGUGCCAGGACAAGAUGGGUCCCUGCUCGACCUGCGGCCAAACCUUCGACCGUCAGGACUGCGAGGGCAGCCACCCCCUGGAGCCACGCACCCUCUUCCCCAGCAACGUCCGGGGGCAGUCACGAAGCAGUCUCGGCUCCGUCAGUUUUGAGGAGGUGCGGAAGAGGGCCUCUUUCGACCGGCCGGAGGUCGAGAGGGCCAGGAUCGACCUGCUGGGCCGCUUCCCCAACCUGUUUGACAGCAAGGACGUGGAGAACGGAGACCUUGUGAUCAGGUUCAAAAUCGCGUUCCCGACGGACGUGCCCGGCCAUCGCAGAGGGAACAUCGCAGAAGCGCUUAAUCAUUUGGUCCGGCAGCCGGUACAAAGGAUUUCUUUCAACAAAAAGUACUGA
Molecule: messenger RNA, 1368 nt
Organism: Cloeon dipterum
Lineage: Eukaryota; Metazoa; Arthropoda; Insecta; Ephemeroptera; Baetidae
Product: dnaJ homolog subfamily B member 4-like
Exons: 5
Coding region: 1-1368 (455 amino acids)
Cellular component (GO): cytosol
Molecular function (GO): protein-folding chaperone binding
Source: RefSeq, a predicted model, not a curated record